GUGUGCGUUGGGUGCGAAAAUUAAACAUGGCAGCGCGCCGCUGCUAGAAAAAGAUUAACUUAUCCGUAACAUCCUAAUUCAAAAACCUGGAUUUCAAUUCGGACCUGGACCAACUGGAGGAUUACAUUGACCAUCACUUCAACAGACUUUGUACAAUGGGCCGAUCACGCAAAGCCAAAAAACCACGCACUUCGGAUUCUCCCUUAUCAACCGAUUCACCGUUAUCACCAACAUCACCAGCAUCCACUCCUACCGAAACAAACUGCUGUUCCGACAUACUUUUAUCAAUCAACGAGCGCUUAUCUAACCUGGAUUCUAGACUCUCACUAAUCGAAGUACUGCACAAAGAAUUUCAAAACAUCCGCCAUAGCCUGGAAUACAGUCAACAACAAGUCGAUUCGCUCACAGAAGAAAACAAAUCACUGAAAAGCUCCGUGGACACACUCACUGCAAAACUUUCCACUGUAAACACUCAACUUACCUCCGUCAUCGCUGAGAACAAAGCCAUGCAAGAAACUAUCCUGGAUAUACAGUCACGAAGUAUGAGAGACAAUCUAAUCUUCUCCGGCAUUCCCGAAUCAUCCACCGAAGACCCCGAAAAAUCUGUUAAGGACUUCAUGGUUAACCAGCUCAAACUUACACCAGAGACUGUAGAGCACAUCACUUUCCAUCGCGUUCACCGUUUAGGACAGAAACCCAUCAACUCCACCCGUUCCCGGCCCAUCAUCGCCAAAUUUGAACAUUUCAAGCAAAAAGUACUGGUUCAGCGACAAGGACGGCAGCUCAAAGGGACUCAUUACGGACUCAACGACCAAUAUCCACAAGAGAUCAUCCGCAGACGUAAGCUACUUUUCCCCAUCCGUAAGACAAUGAUCAAUCAAGGUGUCAGCUGUGAAGAACUCACUGCAGUCAGGAAUGAAGAGUUCACUUUAGAAGGCAGCUCUGUUACUCUGUCCUACACAUACUCUAAAAAAGCUGAUGGUCAAGAUCGAUUCUUCUGGUAUCUACAGCAUCCAGGAAAACCACCAGAGUUUCUCAUCUUUCACUUGGGAACACAAAAUGCAACAAGCUCUAGAUGGUCUGUUAAA
Molecule: messenger RNA, 1088 nt
Organism: Micropterus salmoides (largemouth bass)
Lineage: Eukaryota; Metazoa; Chordata; Actinopteri; Centrarchiformes; Centrarchidae
Exons: 2
Source: RefSeq, a predicted model, not a curated record